Messenger RNA from Gavialis gangeticus (Gharial), 5238 nucleotides. It is a transcript of the gene TP53I11, whose product is annotated as tumor protein p53 inducible protein 11. The coding region runs from base 471 to 1040 and encodes 189 amino acids. Lineage: Eukaryota; Metazoa; Chordata; Crocodylia; Gavialidae. The transcript has 8 exons. The record is from RefSeq and is a predicted model, not a curated record.
UAGUUCCUGCAGAUGUCUCAAGCUAACCACCGCCGAGUGGGUGGCAACGACCCAGCAGUUUUGCUUUUCCUUGCGACGUGUGAUUGGUUUAGUAUGGUAACACAGAGGAGGUGCUAGGUUUGGCUCUUUUAUUAUGGUAACUGCAUGUUGCAAAAGGGGCUGCUCCCAGUCGAGCCAGUUUCCCUCUUGCAACUGAACGGCGCGAUGUGAUCGGUCUCUGUGGGAUUAUUUUUCAUAUGGAGCGGCAGCCUGUAGACCAAAAAACCUCCCGCUCAAGGGGGAACAUGCUCUAAGACAGAACCUACCCAUUCUGACAGUAAAGUUCCCUUGGUUUUGACUACAAAAAGAGAGACCUACUCCAUAUUAGCCACCUGAUCAGCCACUUACCUGAUACGUAGUAGAUCCUGGCUCAAGUCCCUGUGCCGCAUGAUUCAGUUUCUGCCCAAGCCAGUGACUGCACGUGAGUCACCAUGGCAACCAAGCAGCCCCCACCUUUGAUGAAGAAGCACAGCCAGACGGACCUAGUGAGCCGACUGAAGACACGGAAGAUCUUAGGAGUUGGAGGGGAAGAUGAUGAUGGGGAGGUUCAUAGGUCAAAGAUCAGCCAAGUCCUGGGUAAUGAAAUAAAAUUUGCUGUGCGGGAACCUAUUGGACUCAGGGUCUGGCAGUUUGUCUCUGCCAUCAUCUUUUCGGGGGUUGCCAUCAUGGCUUUCACUUUCCCCGAUCAGCUCUACGAUGCCAUCUUUGAGGAAGAAUUGGUCAACAGCAAGACUCCCAUCCGGCUGUAUGGAGGAGCCCUUCUCAGUAUCUCCCUUAUUAUGUGGAAUGCCCUAUACACAGCUGAGAAGGUCAUUAUCCGUUGGACUCUACUUACAGGAGCCUGCUACUUUACAGUACAGUUUCUAGUUACCACCAUCACCCUGGUCGAGAGCAGCCGAAUAUCUACAGGUGCCAUGCUCCUUCUUGUCAGCCUGGCUAUCUUCGUCCUCAUCAGCAUUUACUAUUAUUACCAAGUUGGACGCCGGCCCAAGAAAGUUUAAUUUCCAGGGCUUCCUGGGCAGGGAGCGGCAGGGGUCUGUGUCAGUAAUUCUGCAUAAUUUUCUGGUAAUCCCUUUUGUUCGAAAGCAACUUCGUUCUCUUUCCACUUACCGGCAUGAAUCGGACUGUAAACCCAGUGCUGGUGCCAUUGUUAGACAAGGCGCAGGGAAGGAGCUGAGACACGCAGGCCCCUCAGAUCCUGUCUGGAGAAGGCAAGUGAAUAGGUUGAGGGAGGCUAACAAGGUGUAAAGGCUAGGCUGGCUCAGGGAAAGGGGUUGGUUUUACUGAGGAAACUGGCCAUUAGGAAUCACAGCUCCUAAUCCUUUGAACAAAGCACAAAAUAGAACUAGCACAUUGAAACCAAAUCCCAAAGGAGAGAAGGACCCAAGCAAGCCAGCAAAGGACUCAUCUCAUUCCUGUCAAUCCUGGGCCCCUUAACUUGGACCAUCACUCAUAUUCCCCUUUUGAGUGAGUAUAUUUCAGGUAAUCUAGAACCAACCCAGGCCAGUGUCUUUGGGUGGCACUAAACAGCUCUUUCUGUGGCUGAAUAAUUUUUCUUUUUUACCUAAGCAAAUACUACAUGGUAUAUUUAACCUGGCAACAGGUGUUAUGGAAAUGCAAGCAGGAGUCACAUGAUUAGACAUGGAGAAACAAGAGGAAAACUCAUUCAUAUUCCCUCUUUUAUUAUAGGCCAUCUGCAGUUCUAUUAAAACUCAGAGCCACGCUACCUCUAAAAGUAAAGCCAAGGGGAUCUCUACAGAAGAAUAUGGAGCAAAAGGGUAUUGUUAUUGUGGUGACAGAAAAAUAAUACUUAAGAGUGUACUGGGCAUGAAAUGUGAGAUGGAGGUUGAAGAGCUCCAAACAGGCCUUAGAGCCUGAAAUUUCUCUGAGAUGGUUCUGAUGAGAAAAUUCUCCUCCCCACUAAAAUGUCCAGCUUCUACCAGUCUAUUAGCAAUAGCGAGCAUUGUAGUCUGUCCCAUACCAUUUUAAACACUGUUUCUUCUGACCAAGAUGCAACAGGUUUGAGCUUGCUGGUGGAGCUGCACCUUUGUUACCAAAAAGAGUGGAGGGAGCAGAGGAAAGCCUAGUAUAGAUACAGCUUAGACUGGAUAAAUCAUUAGUGUACUUGUAGCAGGGAACAAUCUUGGUCUAGCAUGCUGAAGGACCAGAUAAGCUAGGUCUCCUGCACCCUUUACACAUGGGUAUCAAGUUUCUGUUGAUAUCUUUUAGAGGAAGGACCAGGUUCUGAGGCACUCGGCUUCCAGGGUCCUAUCUGAAUGGGCUAAAGAGUGGCAAAGAAGGGGAGAUCUUGCCUUCUCCAGAUAGACCAGACAUAAAAGGACCUCAGUGCCAAUUCCCUCCCUUCUCUUUCCAAGUCCUAUCAAGACCUGCCCUGGUUCCACAGCACUGGCUCUUCUACUUUUUCUGGUGACCAUCCCAAUGAAGAAACUACCCCUCCACACAUGCCUACACUUCUCAUAGUACCAUGCUUCUCCUUCUCUACCAAACUGAAUCUAGGAAGAUUGUAUAUAUGAAAUGGACUUCCUAUUUAUGCACCAACAUGAAGAGCUGUUGCAAUAGACUAGUCUACAAAUGGAAAAAAAAUUGACUGACCUAGAAACUCGUAUUGGUUGGGACCUAGAACAGAGUUGUAAACAAGAAAGUUAAGACUGCUGCCACUGCCAUGGUUGCUACUGUUGCUAACACUAAGGGAAUUUUUUUUUUGCAUAAAUCAGAAAAAAAAAUGCCUUGGUCCAGUUAACAGGGACAUCUAGUGAGCAAUUGUGGUACAGCUUCUGUACAGUGUAGUAUCUCCAAAAGACUAUUUCUGUGACUUGCUUUUAGUAUUUACAAGCAUCUGCAUGAACUUGGGACACCACAUACAUUGCACUUCCUGGCCAUACAAAGUUUGUGCCUCGAGUAGAAAUGCUAAAAAAUAUUUGAGUUGGUGAUAUAUGUGAUGAUUAAAAACCUGUAGAGACUGAUAGAAUCUGGAGGCAGAGUCCAGUUAGAGGUAGAAGUCUGAAGAAUUGCAACCUACUUGCCAAGGCUUCUUUCAAGUGCUGCCCUCCUGCCUGCACAGGGGAAACUACUGAAUAGCUCAUGCCCAACACUGAACUUAUAACUCAGAAGCAUCUGGCUCGUUGGGGUAUUUUUUAUUUCAGCCUAGUGAGCAGGUGCUAGGAGAGCAGCUUUCUUCCUUGGGGGACAGGGAAAGCCUAAGUGCUGCCCACAGAGUUCUGCAGAUGAGGCCAGGCUGGAUGGCACUGCUCUGCUCAAGAUGGAGUAUUGCAUGCAUCGACCAGUGGUCAUUCUUUCACACCUGUCACUGAAUUUGGGCAGUUGCAGCCUGCAGAACUGCAUGUUCAUUAAGUGGAACAUAUUGGCUGUAGCUGUUGAUAGGGCCUUUGGGUAAGCAUGUUACAUGUUGGAGAUUCCCCAUCUUUGGAGGGAGUGUGGUAUAGAAGGUAAAGAAUACUGGCAGUAUGAGAAAGGUAAAGCUGACCACAGUAAUAGGGGGAAUGUUGCAGAAGAUGGGGACUGUGUGGGUAAGAAAGGAAAUAUCUUCUCACUCUCUCUCAGAGCUGAUGUGGGAUUAAUUCAGCUAAAACAGCAUCAUCUAAUUGGGAAGCAUCAUUUCAUUACCCAGAAAUCACCAUCAAGUAGGCCAUGGAUGAGCUUCUGUUGCAGUGGUGAAGCAUCCUGUAUGCUCUGUUGGCCAUUGAACAGUAUAAAUCUAGUUUUAGUUUCUGAAGGCACUGAGCUCAACAGACACCCCAAGUCCCUCUGCUUCCUGCACAGUGCAGGUUUCUCUUUGCUGAAUUUUCAACUCUGUGGAUAAUACAAGCAUUAGAUCUAUUCUCUUGUGUGCUUGCUGCCCCCUCUAAAUGCUCAGUGACCUGGACAGAACACAGGGGUACAGACUGCAGCUUAUCAGGGGGGUGAUUUGGUGCUAGUCAGGAUGAAGUCCUGCUCCCUAACAAAAGUAAUGGACAUGGGAUGGUGAAUCAGGUGUGUGUCUAAGCCCCAUUACAUUAAAAUGCUUUUAUUUCAAGUUUGGUUUCUGAAUUCUGACUUGACAUGCUGUUAUUGUGUCAUAUACUGUAGUGCUGUCAUCAUCACCCUUAGGGAGAGUAUGAGCCAGAGAACAUACAAACAUGCAAGCCCGUGUGAUUCUACUGAAUGGGAAGGAGUUCAUGCAAUCCUCUCUGCCUGGCAGUCAUGACAUACUAGCUGAAAGAGAACCUCCAACACUAUGUCUAAGUGACCCUAGAAGUGACUAAGAUGGAUUUUUAGCAGCUGAUUGAUGGUCCCCAUGGCUGAUUUCCUGUGCCUGAUGCCAGAAAGCUGACAAGGCUUGCUGGUUGCCUCUUCUGCUUUGGCUAAAAUGGGGAAUUAAGAGAUUGUGUAACAGAAUUAAAUCCCUUGGCAAGAAUAAGUCCAGUUCUAGCCACAGCUGGGAUGGUGUCUGCCCUUCGUCCCACCCACUCUAAUGACAAGUUGGGGUUGGCCUGGCAAUUUUUUGCUGAGCAAUUGUGUUUGCUCAUAUAUGCCUGGCACAGGUGGUGCCCAGGGGAACAGUAGAUAAUGACUAAGAGGCACUGGAGACUGGAGAGGGUUGAAAGCAGAGAGUUUGGAGUUAAAAGCACCUAGACUUUAGUUACAACUCUACUACUGAUGACCUUAGACAAGGCACUUUUCCUUCAUGGGCAUGUUUUCCCACCUGUAAAAUCAGGAGUAUGGGCCCAGUUCACCUCCUUGGGAAAGGAUGAGAAGAAAAGGAGACACAUGGAAUAACAGACUCUUUGUACAGCCCUGUACAUUGCUGAGAGGAGUAUUGUUUUCCGAAGGCUUGUGUACUGCAACAGAGAUGCGCCUAGAUUUAUGUGGCUGGUUUCUGCAGCUGGCCCUGCAGUGGGCAGAAACGAAACCUGUCUUUGUACAAUCCCAGAAUUAGUUACCCUCACCUUCAGUGAAGUCCAGCAGAUUUGAGCAGUUGGUAUAAAGGAGAAAGGCUAUCUAUUUCCAGUACCCACAUCAGCUUUUUCUGCCUGUUAGGUGUGUUGGUUUCCUUUUAUACCUCAUCCUAGCUGCUGUAACUGAGUUUAUUCCUCCUUUGGUGAGAAAGUGACUGUACGUAAGCUAAAAUGAACCAUCACCUAAGUAAGUGAAAAUUAAAAAUGUGCCACUUCACUGUCA